This is a messenger RNA of Lathyrus oleraceus (garden pea), 1616 nucleotides long. Its product is annotated as serine carboxypeptidase-like 11. Bases 114 to 1502 code for a protein of 462 amino acids. The record is from RefSeq and is a predicted model, not a curated record. Gene Ontology annotation, molecular function: acyltransferase activity, transferring groups other than amino-acyl groups; serine-type carboxypeptidase activity. The transcript has 14 exons. Gene Ontology annotation, biological process: proteolysis; secondary metabolic process. Lineage: Eukaryota; Viridiplantae; Streptophyta; Magnoliopsida; Fabales; Fabaceae.
AAAUCAAUUUUUACUCUUUCAGAAAAAUAAAAUCAAAGAAAGAAAAUGACAAUGAAAAAUGCUAUAUAUAGUGUGCUUGCAACACUCUUCCGUUGACAUCAACAACAUAAAAGAUGGCAAAGGAUACUCAUCAUGAUUACCCUUUUGGAAAGGUUAUUUUUGUUGUUCUUUUAUUAUCAAAUAUUUCCUUUCAAGUUGCAACAUGUGGCUCCAUAGUAAAAUUUCUCCCUGGAUUCAAUGGACCACUUCCUUUUCUGCUUGAAACAGGGUAUGUGGGAGUUGGUGAAAAAGAGGAUGUGCAAGUGUUUUAUUACUUCAUUGAAUCAGAAAACAAUCCAAAGGAAGAUCCUCUCAUGCUUUGGCUCACUGGUGGACCUGGUUGCUCUGCUUUCUCUGCCCUUGCCAUUGAAAUCGGUCCAAUUGAAUUUAAGAAAGAGACAUAUAAUGGGAGCUUGCCAAAUCUCAUCUCAAGGACACAUUCAUGGACAAAGGUGAGUAGCAUUAUUUUUGUAGAUUUGCCGGUUUCCACAGGCUUCACAUAUGCCACAACAGAUUCUGGUUCUCAACGAAGCGACUCGAUACAAGCUCACCAAGCUUACCAAUUUUUUAGUAAGUGGUUGAGAGAGCAUCCAAAGUUUCAAUCAAAUGAAAUUUACAUUAGUGGUGACUCAUACUCGGGCAUUACUGUUCCAAUAAUUGUUCAAGAAAUUGCACAAGCAAAUGAAAAAGGGAUCCAACCAUGGAUAAAUCUCCAGGGAUACGUGUUAGGGAAUCCUAUAACAACUAGAAAGGAAAAAAAUUAUAGAAUCCCUUUUGCCAAUGGAAUGGGACUCAUAUCUGAUGAACUAUACGAGUCACUGCAAGAAAAUUGUGAUGGAGAUUAUAUAAAUCGAGAGAAUAGAAAUGUUUUAUGUUCCAAAGAUCUCAGUUCAUUCGACAAGGCUAUUUCAGACAUUCAAGAAAGCCAUAUUUUAGAACCGUUAUGUUUGUGGCUUUUUACCGAAAAUUCUCCAAGGAGAUCUCUUAUUAAAAAAUUUCACUCCAAAGUGUCGCCCUUAAAAUGCCGAAAUUAUGCAUUUAAACUUUUCGAGUAUUGGGCCAAUGAUGAUAAUGUUCGCGAAGCACUGCACAUACGUAAGGGAAGUAUUGGAAAAUGGGAACGUUGUUCCUAUGGUAUACCUUAUAAUGGAGAUAUUCCUAACAGUUAUGAUUAUCAUGUAAAUCUAAGUGGAAAAGGAUAUCGUUCACUAAUUUACAGUGGUGAUCAUGACAUGACUGUUCCAUUCUUGCAUACAAAAGCAUGGAUAAAAUCUUUAAACUAUUCCAUCGUUGAGGAUUGGAGACCGUGGUAUACAAAUGAGCAAGUUGCAGGAUACACAAGAACUUACUCGAAUAGGAUGACAUUUGCAACUGUGAAGGGUGGAGGACACACGGCACCUGAAUACCUUCCUGAAGAGAGUUUCGCCAUGUUUAAUAGGUGGAUAUCUAAAAGACCUUUGUAGGAUUCAUAGCAACAUUAGAGAUUCAAAAAUAAGAUCAAAUUGGCCACCAAUGUUGAUGCCUUAACACAUUCUCUUGUCUCUAAAUUCGCAACUUAAUUAGAAACGGAUUUCACA